CGUGUACCAAAAACAAUUCUCCAUAUUAUCUCAACUCCCAAAUUCUAGAGGAACCACUCCAUCAAGUCAAAUUCAUUAAAAUUUAAAUCUAUACCAAAGGAAAACAAUUAUCGAAAUUGACUCAUCUGCUCCUCACAACUUAGAAUGGUCCGCCACAAGAAAGACAAUUUCUCAUCGCGGGGCAAAAAGUUCUCGAGCGGUCCUCGACGAGGCCCUCCCCGCGAAGGCGGCGAUGGUUCUUCCUCCGAUGGGAGACCUCCUUACAAAGCAGCCUGCUGGGAUCUCGGACACUGCGACCCAAAACGAUGUUCUGGCAAACGGUUAAUGCGUCUGGGUUUAAUGCGAGAUUUGCACGUGGGACAAAAAUACGCAGGCGUUGUCGUCUCACCUAACGCCAAGAAAAUCGUCUCCCCAGCAGAUAAGGAAAUUCUCGAAGCGUAUGGUGCGGCCGUGGUAGAAUGCUCCUGGGCUCGACUCAAAGAAGUGCCGUUCAACCGCAUUGGAGGCAAAUGCGAACGUCUCCUGCCCUACCUCGUUGCCGCAAACACCGUCAAUUACGGACGCCCAUGGCGACUCAACUGCGUCGAAGCGCUCGCCGCAUGUUACUACAUCUGCGGGCACCCAGACUGGGCAGAGUCUAUCCUAUCGCAUUUCUCAUACGGUGAAGCCUUUCUCGAGAUCAACGGGUCAUUACUGAAGCGCUAUGCCGCAUGCGAGACAGAAGAGGACGUCAAGAAGGCAGAGGAAGUCUGGCUGGACAAGAUUGAGCGCGAAUACGCCGAGAACCGCGAAGAAGCACAAGACGACGAUAUCUGGAAGACGGGAAACACCAAUCGCCGAGUCAUUGCAGAUGACGAUGACGACGAGUCCGGAUCCGGAUCCGGUUCUGAAGACGACGAGGACAAUGAAGGGCCAAAACAAACGCGCACUCUCGACCUUCCACCCACCGACGACGAAGAAGACGAAGACGACGAGGCAGAAAUGGCUGCCCUUCGACAAAAAGUCCUCAAUUCAAAGGCAUUUGGCGGUGGAUCAGGCUCAGCGUCCCAAUCGAAUACCAACGCGCCAUCAUCAUCUGCCCAAAAGCAACCAAAUGACUACAGCGGGACAGGCGUCGGCGCAAAACACGACAAAGCCCCACAGUCUUCUAACGAUAGCAAAGGACGUGUCCUCGUAGGCGACGAGUCCACCGGUGGUCCCUACGUUGUCGACUAUUCCAAGGGACGCUCAACGCAUAUUCCUCGCGGUCCCGGCGCGGAAGCUACGAAUUUCCAACCUGAUUCGGACAACGAGGGUAAUUAUUCCAGUACAGACGACGAGGAAGACCAGGAUGACGAAGAUGAUGAAUUUGAUCGUAUCAUCGACGCCACGCCCGUGACGGACAGGUCGGGUAUUCAAGCCAAGCAGCGUGCUCGAGAGAGGGACAGCCAGAUUAGUGCAGUCUUUUCGAGAACGUCCCUUUCUGCGCCGAAACGGUGGUGAUUUGUGUCUGUUCCUUUUCUUUCCCUCUUUUUUCCCCUGCCAUAUUCUCUCUCUUUCAUUUCAUUUCUAUUUUUUUUUAAAUGCCAUAUAUCAUUCAAAAGUGUUGAGAGACGCAAGAGGCAACAUGUAAAAACCAUGUUUCGCGAUAUAAGUACCCUGGCGUUAGGAUAUCCAAAG
Molecule: messenger RNA, 1659 nt
Organism: Xylona heveae TC161
Lineage: Eukaryota; Fungi; Ascomycota; Xylonomycetes; Xylonales; Xylonaceae
Product: DUF367-domain-containing protein
Exons: 2
Coding region: 145-1482 (445 amino acids)
Biological process (GO): maturation of SSU-rRNA
Molecular function (GO): rRNA small subunit aminocarboxypropyltransferase activity
Source: RefSeq, a predicted model, not a curated record